Messenger RNA from Lathyrus sativus (Indian pea), 987 nucleotides. The record is from the annotation of a GenBank genome assembly. Lineage: Eukaryota; Viridiplantae; Streptophyta; Magnoliopsida; Fabales; Fabaceae.
AUGAUGCAAAUUGUGUCCCCCAUCUAUGUGCCUGAACAUGAAUUUGAGGAUCUCAGUUUCUUUCUUCAAUACCCUAUGGAUUUUCUUCCAUCUCCAUUUGACAACAACUACGAAACUACACCAAAUUCUUUACCACUCGAAACUCAACCUGAUGAUCACUACGUUGCUCAAAAUAGACCAACCAAGAAGAUCAAGACAUUAAUUGACACUAAACAAACCAAAGAUCACUUGAUAGCCUCAAACCCUAAACCUUCUUCGUAUUCAUCACCUCAACUCAUUUCUUUUGAGCACUUCAAUGCAACACCAGUUUCUUCUCAGCAAUUUUACAGCUAUGAUUAUUCCGAUGUAAAGCCUAAACUCGAGAAAGGGUGUAAUGAAAACAAAGAUUUUUCAGCAAAUUAUGAUUACGGAACGAGUAAGACAAGGAACACUACUCAAGCAAAGGAACAUGUAAUGGCUGAAAGAAAACGAAGAGAAAAGCUCACCAGAAGUUUCAUUGCUCUUUCUGCCAUCCUUCCUGGCCUCAAGAAGAUGGAUAAGGCUUCUGUGUUGGGAGAUGCAAUAAUGUAUAUGAAAAAACUACAAGCACGUUUGCAUACUCUAGAGGCACAAGUUGAAGACAACAAAAAAACUGGAUCUGCAAUUCAAGUGAAGCGAUCUGUUAUCUUCUCCACUGAUAAUAAUCAUGAUGAUGACAGCAACUCCAACAACUCCAACAACCAGACACUUCCUGAAAUCGAAGUAAGAGUUUCAAGAAAAGAUGUACUCAUCAAAAUUCAAUGCGACAAACACAGUGGACGUGCCACUACCUCUACGGUACUCGGAAAAUUAGAAACCCUAAAUCUCACUGUCCAAAGUACUAACUUAUUGCCCUUCGGAAACAACAUUGUUGAUCUAACUAUUGUUGCUCAGAUGAACGAGGAAAACUGUGUGACAGCGAAGGAUCUAAUGGGAAGCAUACGACAUGCAUUAAUCUUCAAUAAAUAA